AUGAAACUCUGGGUCAGAAGGGAGCUGGUGUGUAUUGCCACGGUGGAGUCUUUCUUUAUGCUGCUCUACCUGGCUGAGAAAGUGGCAACAGCACAGGAGACCAAGAAGGGAGUCACCAAGGACGGGAUAGAGGACUCCUUCGAGGUGCUGUGUGAGAUUCAGGAGGUGGUAAAGACUGGUCUGUGGGUGGGAGACUGUUUCAUCUACACCAGCUCUGUCAACAAACUCAACUACUACGUAGGAGGAGAGAUCGUCACCAUCGCCCACCUGGACAGAACUAUGUACCUGUUGGGCUAUAUCCCUAAGGGUGACCGUCUGUAUCUGGGUGAUAAGGAGCUGAACAUCGUCACUUACUCUCUGCUGGUGGCGGUGCUGGAGUACCAGACAGCUGUAAUGAGGAGGGACUUUGGGAUGGCCGACAGGGUCCUACCCACCAUCCCUAAAGAGAUGAGGACCAGGGUCGCCCACUUCCUAGAGAAACAGGGCCUUGACAAUCUGGACCUGGACAUCAAAACCAGACGUUGACCUGGACGUCAACACCACAGACGUUGACCUGGACGUCGACUUCUUAGACUGAAAGUGGAGGAGGAAUGUCCUUAAAGUGACCAAAGAACACGUAGUGUUGUUCAUACUCCCAGUGAAAGGGCGUGUGGGCGUGAGGUGGGGUUUUGACCUUUACAGUGAAACUGGUGAAAGUCGGGUGGAGUUGGUCUUUCUGUCUUUAAACUGUGAAACACAAUGCAAGGGGGUUUGUAGAACGCUUUGGGUGAGAAUGGAUGGACAGUGUGGAACAAACGCAGGAAAUGUUUUGCAACGGGAAAAAUAUAUAUAUUUUUGAACAGGUACAAAUUUACUGUGUCGACUCAAUUUCUGGUUAAAUGCUGAACGCGACUCCGGGCUGUAUUCAUUAGUCAGAUUUCAUUGCAUAUGGAUAACAAGUUUGUUGGACAAAUUCAAGUAGGUCCCUCCCCAUUUCAUUUUGUUUGCUUCCUAGAGUAAACUCUUUCCUUUGCAAAACAUUUAGCAACAGAACCCAACUUAUAAAUACACCCCGAUUUUGAAAUCCUUUGUGCAGUACCUCAUCGUCCACUCUCACAUUGACCCACAGUAUAGAAUGAAAUGUAGUGUGAACCAGAGGGGGUCAUUGGGUUGAAAUGUUUACCUUAUCCAAUCACAUAGGAAGCUGGGAAUAGAGUAGUUCUCUACACUACGUCUUACCCCUAGAUAACCAGGCUUCCAGGGUCUCUUUCAUUAGUUAGGUUAGGUCCUCUCCACAGGUGUUGAGCUUGUGUUCAGUAUACCUCUACUUGUCUGGGCACACAUGCUGCUCUGCCAUGGUCUAGUGCAUUAGGUCUCUGCUGUUUUUAGGGAACCUACUUCAUUGUUAUAGAUGUGAAUCCAAGUGCCUUCUGUAUGACUGGUCUGGAAAAGGGAAUGAAAUGUUAUCAACUCAAUAUGA
Messenger RNA from Oncorhynchus mykiss (rainbow trout), 1459 nucleotides. Lineage: Eukaryota; Metazoa; Chordata; Actinopteri; Salmoniformes; Salmonidae. The record is from RefSeq and is a predicted model, not a curated record.